This is a messenger RNA of Candoia aspera, 2752 nucleotides long. It is a transcript of the gene KCNK10, whose product is annotated as potassium two pore domain channel subfamily K member 10. The transcript is spliced from 7 exons. The record is from RefSeq and is a predicted model, not a curated record. Gene Ontology annotation, biological process: potassium ion transmembrane transport; stabilization of membrane potential. Bases 1107 to 2747 code for a protein of 546 amino acids. Lineage: Eukaryota; Metazoa; Chordata; Lepidosauria; Squamata; Candoiidae. Gene Ontology annotation, cellular component: plasma membrane. Gene Ontology annotation, molecular function: potassium ion leak channel activity; outward rectifier potassium channel activity.
CGACCGCUUCUCCUGCCCAGCCAAGCGCGUCUCCGCUGCAAAACUCCACCUAACAACACUGCAAUGCAAUCUCCUCCUCCAGGCGAGAAAGGGAGCCAGUAAGUAGCCAGCCACCAUCAGCGCCCCCACUCCAAUAAUGCAAUCGGAGCGCCACCCCCUUCCCCUUUUGCUUCCAAGGCCACUGACGCUCUGGCCCUCCUUUGCAGCCUCCGGUCUCUGCCAAGCCAGGUGUUCGCGCGGAACUCUGAGAGCAGCUGGACGAAAGCCGGGGCGGCGAGUCCGUCUCUCCUCCGCCGCCUAGCUUGCGCCUAUGCCCGCCGCCGCCGCCGCCGCCGCUUGCAGCCGCCUCUGCAUUCAGAUAGGAUGAUCUCCCGCGCCCUCCCACAAGCCACGAGGCUGCAACUCCCUCCAGCGAGCGGAUGACUUUUCUUUUUCCCCGUUCCAAGCUCUGCCUGUUCUCUCCCCUUCUCGCGCGCCAGGCGUAGGUCUCGAGCAAGGCUCUUGGUCCACUCCGACGACUGCGGGGUUGCCUUACGGUGGGGCGGAGAUGAGCUUGUUCAAUGCACUCCCCAGAUGUAUUAGCAGCCCACAGCAGCCUGGCUGGCAGGCGAGGCUUGCCUGAGUGGCUGACUGGCGCGAUUCCCUGGCACUCUCAGCUCUGCAUCUGGCUGAGCGACGCGUUCACGUGUGCACCGCCAGCCCAAUGUGUAAUGCUGCAGUGGGCAACCGAGGAGCAUCUGCAAAAGGACAGGGGGACCCAGCAACUGCUCUUGGAGCCCAUAUAAAACCAGGAAGCGCCUUGAAUCAGACUGCCCUCUUUCUCUCCCGGGCUAUUUUUGCCCUUCUCAAUUAUUCCAAAGCUCACUUUGGCAUUUGCCACCGUUCCCACUUGCUCUUCAGAACUACACUCCCUUCUUCCCUUCCCCGUUUUCACGUGUAUUUUAUCUUUGCCUGGCAACCACUAGUUUAUUCUCCCCUUCCUCUCUUGAAAGGCGCCGUCUUCCCUCUGACCCGAAAUUAAUUUGUUUGUUGAUUGCAGCACUGAGGCAGAAAAAAAAAAAAAGGAAUUCAUUUAAUCCUUCCCUUCUCCUUGUGCAAAGGAAGCAAUGAAAUUUCCAAUCGAGACUCCAAGAAAACAGGUGAACUGGGAUCCUCAAGUGAUUGUGCCGGCAGCUGUUCCCCCAGGCUGUGUGCCUGAGAUCAAUAAGGCUAAUAUACCCCAGCCAGCACGACGACUCUCGAUUUCCUCUCCUCGGACAACUGUGAUUGCCAGUAUGGAAACCCCCUCACAGGGUUUGCAGACAGUCAUGAAGUGGAAAACAGUGGUAGCCAUCUUCUUUGUGGUGGUGGCCUACCUGGUCACAGGGGGUCUUGUGUUUCGUGCUUUGGAACAGCCAGAAGAAAGCAGUCAGAAAACCAGAAUAGCCAAUGAUAAAGCAGAAUUCCUCCAGGAGAACAACUGUGUAUCCCAGCAGGAGUUGGAGGCACUGAUUAAGCGGGUUAUUAAUGCUACCAAUGCAGGCGUCAACCCUGUUGGAGAUUCUUCUAAUAGCAGCAGCCACUGGGACCUUGGAAGUGCCUUUUUCUUCGCAGGAACCGUCAUUACCACUAUAGGUUAUGGAAAUAUUGCCCCAAGCACAGAAGGUGGAAAAAUUUUCUGUAUUUUGUAUGCCAUCUUUGGGAUCCCACUUUUUGGCUUUCUGCUAGCUGGAAUAGGUGACCAGCUUGGAACCAUCUUUGGGAAGGGCAUUGCACGAGUCGAAAAGGUCUUUCGAAAGAAACAAGUGAGUCAGACAAAGAUUCGGGUGAUCUCUACCAUUCUUUUCAUCCUGGCUGGAUGCAUUGUUUUUGUCACCAUUCCAGCUGUCAGUUUCAAAUAUAUUGAAGAAUGGUCAGCCCUGGACUCUUUUUAUUUUGUUGUUGUCACUCUGACCACAGUUGGCUUUGGGGAUUUCGUGGCAGGAAAUGCAGAAAUCCCUUACCGGGAGUGGUAUAAACCCUUGGUAUGGUUCUGGAUCCUUGUGGGCCUUGCAUAUUUUGCUGCUGUCCUCAGUAUGAUUGGAGAUUGGCUGCGGGUUCUUUCAAAGAAGACUAAAGAGGAGGUUGGUGAAAUAAAAGCCCAUGCGGCGGAGUGGAAAGCCAACGUGACUGCAGAGUUCAGGGAAACACGGCGGCGGCUGAGUGUGGAGAUCCAUGACAAACUUCAGAGGGCAGCCACCAUUCGGAGCAUGGAGCGCAGGCGUCUAGGCCUGGACCAGAGAGCCCACUCCCUGGAUAUGCUCUCUCCAGAGAAACGCUGUGUCUUUGCUGCCUUGGGCAACAGCCAUUUCAAGGCUUCUUCUCAGGAAAGCAUCAACAACAAGCCUAACAACCUGCGCCUUAAAGGGUCAGAGCAAUUGAGCAAACAUGGGCAGGGGGCUUCUGAGGACAACAUCAUCAACAAGUUUGGUUCUUCAUCCAAGCUGACCAAAAGGAAAAACAAAGACCUGAAAAAAAGUAUCCCGGAAGAUGUGCGAAAAAUAUAUGAGACCUUGCGGCACUACUCCUUGGAUGAGGAGGAGAAGAAGGAGGAGGAGGAGGAGGAGGAGGAGGAGGACUUGGAGAAGGUGUGUCACUCGGCGCAUUCUAGUACUGCCAUUCUUACCAACUGUAUUGAACAACACAUGGACCUGGAGAAUGGCAUGCUCCCCACUGAAACCAAAGAAAGGGAACAUGAAAAUAAAUCAUUACUUGAAGACAGAAAUUAAAUGUA